Acanthamoeba castellanii str. Neff is the source of this 822-nucleotide messenger RNA. RefSeq lists its product as uncharacterized. NCBI's taxonomy places the organism in Eukaryota, Discosea, Longamoebia, Acanthamoebidae. Bases 1 to 822 code for a protein of 273 amino acids. The transcript is spliced from 4 exons. The record is from RefSeq and is a predicted model, not a curated record.
AUGAGCUAUGGGCUGGACAAGAAGGCAGCAGCGAGCAGCAACCUAUGGGCGUUGCCGCACCACCUCCAGCAGAAGCGCGAAGUGGAGGAGCGGCUGAGCCUUCUCAUAAGUGGCGGCGCCCACGCCCGACCCGGACAUGCGACUUCGGCCCUCAACGACGCCUGCUGCACCCAAAGCUUCUUCCUGCUCCUCUUCCUCUGUCUCACCCUCGGCGUCGCCCUCGCCAUCGCCGGCUACAAACACUUCUCGGCCGAGGUGAGCGCGCACCACUCCUUCGUGCCGGCACAGUGCCUCGUCCUGGCCAAGGCGAGCCACCCGGUCGAGGAUUGCUUCCGUGGCGUCUGUGAGGAGGGCUAUGUGGUUCAGUUCCAGGUGGAGUACGUGCACCGCCACCAGGGCCGGAUGCAGGCCUCGGCCUACGAGAAGGUCACCCGGCCCCGCCACACCGCCGACGACGCCCGGCGCCUCCUCGACGCCGUCGCGCUCAACGCCACGCGGCCCUGCUUUCACCACCGCAAGGAAGCCCACGAGGUGGUGCUCGGCGUGGACUACGACGCCUCGUUCGUCGUCUCGCUCGUGCUGUGGAUCCUGGUCGUGCUCUACGUGCUGGGCGUCAGCGCCGGCGCCUUCAUCUACGUCGUCACCAAGAAGGCCAAGGCGCGCAGCCGCAGCCGUCGCAAGCGGCACGACAUAGAAGACGACGAUCACGAUGAGAACGUGUGCGAAGAGGACCCGAUCUUCCUGAUCUACGACUACGGCACCUUCGACCCGCGCAGCGCCAGAAAGAGCCCGCGCCCGGCACCGCUCCACGACUGGACCUGA